Fraxinus pennsylvanica is the source of this 486-nucleotide messenger RNA. Lineage: Eukaryota; Viridiplantae; Streptophyta; Magnoliopsida; Lamiales; Oleaceae. The record is from the annotation of a GenBank genome assembly.
AUGGAGGCGAUGCUUCAAAAACAAACCUGUAUUAUAAACAAAACACCAUCAGCAGCACUAGGAAUGCACAAGAAUUCACAAAAAAUAUCAAAAAUCAAGCCAAAAAUUCGUAUAAUUCACAUAUUUGCACCAGAGAUUAUCAAGACCGAUGCUGCAAACUUCAGAGAAUUAGUCCAAAGACUCACUGGAAAACCCACAGAAAAGCUCAGAUCAUGCAACAAGAAAAGUUGUCCAAGAAAUGUAGAAGAUCCAAGGAUUUUGGCCGAGAAAAUGGAACUGGCUAUGAAAAAUGGAUUUCAGGGUUCAGGGUUCAAAGAGAGAAUCAAGGUUGAGGAAGAGAUAUGGAGAAACUCGAAUACUGACGCUGAUUUCUUAUGUGGUUUUUCAGAAUUCGAUGGUUUCAUGCAAGAUAUUAAUCAGUUUCCAUUAUUCUUACCUUUUGAAGGUUCUUCUCAGAUUGAUCAACUUGAAAAGGUGUACCUUUGA